Molecule: messenger RNA, 805 nt
Organism: Contarinia nasturtii (swede midge)
Lineage: Eukaryota; Metazoa; Arthropoda; Insecta; Diptera; Cecidomyiidae
Exons: 2
Coding region: 78-506 (142 amino acids)
Source: RefSeq, a predicted model, not a curated record
GCCAUUGAAUGAUUCAAAAAGUAACAGUACUUCUUUGAUGUUUAAUCUGUUAAUUGAUAAAGAAAAAUAUAAUUAACAUGAAAUUUUUCGUAGCUUUGUUCUGUGUUAUAGCCCUGACGCUUAUUGGCUUGGGUGAAGCUGUAAGAACCAAUGAACAAAGAGAAGCAGCAAACAUUGCCGAAUUUACUGGAUAUAUGAAUGAAUUUUUGGGAGGGAUGGCGCAGAUACGUGGUCUUGAACCAAUUUUUCAAGCGAUUAAUAAUAACAUUGCAAACGCACAGCUCCAAACAAAACCAUUUUCUGAUGUCAUGAAACUAUACUUGAAGAUCCUUAAAGUGCACGAGGCGUUCACGGAUUAUAGAACAAAGGCCGCAAGCAUACAAAAGAAGAAUAAAAAUAAAGUGCUUGAUCCUCAAGUAAGCAAUCCUUAUGCAGCUGAAUAUGAAAAAGUGUUAAAGAAAACAAGGAAAUAUCUCGAAGACACCAUUACUCCUUUGAACAUUUAGAGAAAAAUUAUAUGCUGAGAAAAUUCAUGCCGAUCGUAUCGCACUUCUUCAAUAAAAUAUCAAAAAUUUGAUCAACAUCCAUUUUUCAAAACACAAUAAAUUGAAGUUCUUUUCCGCGCAAAUUUUUAUAUAUCUCUGAAUUAACGCAUUAAGUCUAUGUAAGCCUCUAAUUCCCUAAUUCAUAUAAGUUAAUAAUUAUUCGAUUUCCAAUUUUUACAUAACCAUGAUAACAAUUUGUAAUAGCUUCUGAAAGACCACCAAGAAACGCAAUUGAACUCAAAUAGAAAAAAUUAACUGAA